AUGACGGCAACAGUGCGGCAUCUAGUGUUCAUUGUGGACACAACGGCGGCCAUGGGACCCCACCUCCCCGUGCUGCGCGAUGCCUACAUUGAUCCGCUCAUUCGUACGGUGGUGGAACAGAGCGCGAGCAAAAAGGAGAAGCUCGAGCUGGCCAUGGUGGCCUUCAGGGACUACCCACCAGCGGGCAACUACGUGGUACGCGUGUCGGGCUUCACGCGAGACCCCAAGCAGUUCGGGUCGUGGAUGGACCGCCUCGACUUUGCCGCCGGCGGACACCAGACAGUGCCCCUCGCCGAGGCCUUCGCCGCUGCCUUCAACUUGAGCUAUGAGCGCAUGGCGAAGGAGCGCUACUUCGUGCUGGUCUCCAACACCGCUCCCUACCAGCAGGGAAUACCGGCGCGACUGUACUCCAUCCCGGGCCAGCCGCUGGGAAGCACUGCCGCCGACAUCGCGACCACGUUCCCCAAGGCCCAAAUCGCAUUGUCGGUCAUUUCGCCGCGGCAGCUCAACGAGCUCGCCGAGAUCUUCCAGAAGGCCACGAUCCCCGGAUGGGCCGAAAGUCGCGGGUCGAAGCCCGACGUGCCGCACAUGGUGCUGCUGCGCGGCCUCAAGAUCGUGUCGACACUUCCCACCUCCUCCGCCCCUUCCGCGUCGGCACCGCCGGCCGCGGCCACCGCUCCUGCCGUGACGAUGGGCGGCCCUGCGGCUGUGCCGGUGGCCCCGCCCGCCAUGGUCGUGCCCGCGGCCGCCGGCGCCCCCGGGGUGCUGGGCGGGACGAUGCCCACGGCCCCCGCAGGCAUUCCGAACAUUCCUUCAGCUGCUGCCAUCUCGGCGGCCACGGCGGUGGGCGGCAAUGUGCCCGUGGGCACCAUGGCUCCGCCCACCGCCGUGGCGCCGCCCAUGGGCUCGCUGGGCGCCGCGCCGGUGGUCGCCAACACAUCGCCCUCGCGACUUCCGGUGGGCGUGCCCGCAGGGGCAGCCAUGGUCGGAGUGACUGGCGGUGGCGGAGGCGUGCCGGGCGCCAUGCCCGUCAUCGGCGCCUCCGGCGUUCCGGUCGGCAACCCUGCUGGAGUUCCGCCCAUGGCCUCGGCAGCGUCUGCGGCCGCCAUGCGAGCGGCAAUGACCGCCAAGGCCGCCGGGAUGUCCCCUUCGUUGGGACCCACCGGCAUGCAGCCGGCGAUGAAAAAGGCCAAGACGGACGUGGGGCCGCGGCCGACAGCACAACAGAUGGGCGGGAUGGGCGGGAUGAACUCGCCCCUGGGCGCGCCCCACCCGGGUGGUCCCUUCAUCCCCGGCAACGCACCACUCGGCGGCGGCGGCGGAGUGCCCUCCACCGUUGGGCUCAACCCCGGCGUCAACCCCGGGGCGCCAGGCGGAGGAGGCGGCAGCAUGGCCUCGCCCACUGUCGACAAACGCGGCCUGCCGCCGCAGGUAGCCAUGGGCAACGCCGGCGUGGGAGUGGCCGGAGUGGUAGGCGCACCGAAGCCGCCGCCGACGGUCAUCAACCUCACCAACAGCGCCGGCGGCAUCCCGACCCCCGGCGGCGGCCCUCCGCCGCAGCAGCAGACCGGUGGCGCUUCGCCCGUCGGAAUGCCCGGCGCGCUGCAGACAUCGACCAAACCGAUCUGGGAGGGCACGCUGGCUUGGCUCCAGGGCCAGAACGUUGCUCUCCUCUGCAGCCUGGCCGCCUACCCGCGAUCCAAGAUCGAACUUUCGGCCUACGGCACCAAGGAGUGGCCGAGCCAGCUGUCGGUGAGCGGCGUGUGUUCGUCCAAGGACGCGCUGCAGAUGCACUACAAGUCCGCGCUCGUGCUCCACUUUUCGCCGCCUCCCUACAACCACUUCCUCAACCAGCUCGUCUCCAAGUCCUGGGCGGCGGUGAUCACGUUGCCGUCGAAGACGCUGUUCAUCAUUCCGCACAAGGAGACGCUGCUCGGGCUGAUCCACUCCAAGCAGCACCUCAACAUCCGCCCGUUCGCCACCGGCCAGCAGCAGGGCCAGGUGCCACAGGGCCAGGUGCCGGGCCAGGGCAACCCGCAGCAGCAGCAGCAGGGCCAGGUGGUGCAGGGACAGAACCCGCAGGUGGUGCAGGGACAGAACCCGCAGCAGGCCGCGCAGGCCCAAGCAGCCGCCGCUGCCCGCCGCGCCGCCGCCGCCCAAUCGGGAGUGCCGGGCCAGCCUAUGGGCGGCUUCCCGGGACAAAUGGGCGGCCAGCUGCAGGGUGGAAUGGGCAUGGCCAUGGGCCAGGCGGGCGGAGCCGUGAUGGGCGGACAGUCGGGGCAUCCGGGCAUGGUGGUGGGUCCACCACCAGGCCAGGGUAUGGCCGCUCCGGGCGUGGGCCACGGAGGGUACUCGGGCGGUGGCGGCUUCCCUGGACAGCAGUCGGGCCAGGGCGGCGGCGGCGGAAUGCAUUCCUUCCAGCACAUGGGCGCCGGUACGGCCAACCUUUUUGGCGACUGGUGA
This is a messenger RNA of Acanthamoeba castellanii str. Neff, 2463 nucleotides long. RefSeq lists its product as uncharacterized. The record is from RefSeq and is a predicted model, not a curated record. The coding region runs from base 1 to 2463 and encodes 820 amino acids. Gene Ontology annotation, cellular component: transcription regulator complex; mediator complex. Gene Ontology annotation, biological process: positive regulation of transcription by RNA polymerase II. NCBI's taxonomy places the organism in Eukaryota, Discosea, Longamoebia, Acanthamoebidae. The transcript has 15 exons.